Molecule: messenger RNA, 2251 nt
Organism: Exophiala dermatitidis NIH/UT8656
Lineage: Eukaryota; Fungi; Ascomycota; Eurotiomycetes; Chaetothyriales; Herpotrichiellaceae
Exons: 1
Coding region: 359-1849 (496 amino acids)
Biological process (GO): intra-Golgi vesicle-mediated transport
Cellular component (GO): COG complex
Source: RefSeq, a predicted model, not a curated record
AGCGAUCUGACAGCCUUGCCGGCGGGACACGGUGACCCAGAAUCCCUCAGCCUUGCCGAUGCCCGAGGGGCCCUACUGCGAACUUUGACUGCGCCUAGAUGCACCACCACCCUCAACCGAAUCUUGAAUACCAGUAGAACCCUCUCAUGCUCUCUACCCAUAAACGCCCUCAAUUGGCACGUUUGUGUUUCCUACUAUGCACAUUAUAUUUCUGUGCAUCUGGCUUCAAGGAGUGUCUUAGCUGUCUGCGAGAAAAAGAGCGUGAACCCGUCCUACGAGGACAAGGCAGCGCGUUUUCUACGUCGUCGCAAGAGUCUCCCUCCGUUUAAAGAAGUGCUCGUCGUACAUAUUGAGCGCCAUGACUACGUCAGCUCCUGCUGCGGGAACCUCUUCCUAUAUCGACAUCGACUUUCUCUCAUCAGACGACUUCUCUCCAUAUGCCCAUGCCAACAAGCUUAUCCUUGCCAGUAACAAUCCCUCAGAUCCCACCAUUGACCUUACAACACCAUUGUCACGUGUCUUGUUUGACCUUCAAGAGAUCGACUCACACAUCCACACGUUGACCUCCCGGUCGGCACUGGACAUAUUAACAUACACCUCCACUCAGAAUGCAGCCGCGCAACGGAUCUUGUCCAAAGUCGAGGAGGAGCGAGCCCGCCUUACUGCCAGCUACGAACGAUUAGAGCAGGAGGUGCUGGCGCGGCAUCAACGAGCGGUAGAGGCAAAGGACACGGCUCAACGGAGCUGGGAAGUCCUCCGCAUAGGACGCAGUGUCCAGAGAAUCCUUGGGCAAGCAAGACAGCUCGAGAUUCUCCUCGCAGAAGCCGGACUGGGAGGCGGUACCCCCAGGCUCGGCAAGGAAGACCAUAACGCUCUUGUCCGAGCCAGUCUCGUCGUCCUCGCAUUUCGAGAUGCCAUCAGCGGAAAGGAGGGAGACGAAAUCUGUCGGGUCAAUCUCGUCAAAACCUUGCGUGGCCGGGUAUUCGAGGAUGGAGAGGCCAGGAUUCUUGAUUUUGCCCGCCGGGUCGUCCGCGAGUUUUCCAUGAGCACCCUCUCAUCUGCGGCGACGGCGUCUGGGACUGGGGCUUCUACUACCACGACGACGCCGACGUUUCGCGAGACAGAGGAUAGCCGUGCGCGGUUUACGAGUGCGGUGCAUAUUCUUUAUCUGCUCUCACCUGCACCUCGGAUCAGUGGGGAAAAGAUGGCCAAGAAUGAUUUCGAGCCGGAAUACCUGAUUCGUGCAUUGCAAGCCUAUCUACACACGGCCAUCACCUCCAGCGCUGCCUCGAUCGGACGUGCUCUGGGCCAGCUACCGACACUGGACAGAGCCUUGCUGGAAGCCAGCGCGCGUUGUCAGAAUGUGGUGGCGCUGGAGGUCCUGUUGCGUGGGAUACACGCUCCUGAACAUCCCCUGUUACAGGCACGCGAGACCAGUGACAACGUCAAGAACACGCCAGAAGAUGAGCUUGACGACAGUGACAGCGACGAAGAAGAUGAAGUGCCCAUCUCCUCAGCCCAGUCGUCGGAUAAUUUCCUUACUCUCCUUCUCAACGCCCUUGAUACUGCUUCGCUCCCAUCCUAUUUCUGGCGUUCUUUGGCCUCUUCUCUAUCACCGCGGGUUUCCGAGAUCCUAAUUCGUGGAGGAGUUGCUGCUCGCACAUUGCGAAGUCAACGCGACGUCAUCCGAGCAGAAAUACGGGACUGCGUGCUACAUGGGUCGAAGUUGCCCCGUGGUAUUGCUCUGGGAAAUUCCAGUGCGACAGCAAAGGCUGGAGAGGCAGUGGGUAAUUGGGAACGGGAGGCUGCUGUUAUGGUUGGGAGCGUAUUGGGUCCUUUAGGGCGGUAGGACUUUCGGUGAUCAUAUCUCAUCCCCACAAGUCUGUGAUGCAGCCUUCCUCCCGAUCGGCGCAAAUGUUGCCGUCAAGAGUCGUUGGAUGAGUGAAGAAUAUAUUCAUUCAUUAUACGAGGUCCGUAUUUCAAGCAAGAGAACCAAGCGUCGGUUUCCCUUUUCCAAACAACGUUUUCUCCCGCUCUGGUUCGUCACUGUAAUACAUGGGCUUGCACAUCAUGGUAUAUCUGUUAUACAAGGUUUCUGGUCAUAGGUGCCACUGGCUGAAUGUCGUCUAUUGCCCUAUCCCUCCACAGAACGGUGUCCUAGUCUCUGAAUCAUCCCAGCCAUGAACUCUUCCCCCGACCUUCUUUCGCCUUCGCCGCAGCCUUUGCGUCGUCUCUCUGAAUCUGGGCUAUC